Messenger RNA from Symbiodinium sp. CCMP2456, 666 nucleotides. The record is from the annotation of a GenBank genome assembly. Lineage: Eukaryota; Dinophyceae; Suessiales; Symbiodiniaceae.
AUGUUCGCCGACAUCGACGCGGUCGACCGCUUCCAGGCCGGCGAAACCGGUCAGGAGCUGCUGGGCAUCAUGGAGGACCGCGGCCUGCUGGGCCUGGCCUACUGGCACAACGGCAUGAAGCAGCUCUCGGCCAACCGGCCGCUGCUGGAGCCGGCGGACGCGGCGGGGCUGAAGUUCCGCAUUCAGACCUCCGACGUGCUGGAGGCGCAGUUCCGCGCGCUCGACGCCAAUCCCCAGAAGAUGGCCUUCUCCGAGGUCUACGGCGCGCUGCAGACCGGCGUGGUCGACGGGCAGGAGAACACCUGGUCGAACAUCUACACCAAGAAGUUCUUCGAGGUGCAGGACGGCAUCACCGAGACCAACCACGGCAUCAUCGACUACCUGGUCACCGUCUCGGCCGAGUGGUGGAACGGCCUCGAGCCGGAGGUCCGCGACCAGCUCCACGGCAUCCUGAUGGAGGUCACGGAGACGCGGAACACCAUGUCCUACGAGAUCAACCAGGAGAACCGGCAGAAGAUCCUGGAUGCCGGCGGCACCAUCCGCACGCUGUCCGACGCACAGCGGGCCAAGUGGGUCGAGGCUAUGAAGCCGGUCUGGGCGCAGUUCGAGGACGACGUCGGCGCCGCGACCAUCGAGGCGGCGCAGGCGGCCAACACCGGCAGCUAG